AUGGAGCAAAAUGAUUCUUUGAAGGCAUCUAAUUCCAUUUCAAAAGAUAAUGAGCUAAAAAAUAGUUCAGGAGAUGUUGGAUGGGAAACUGCAGUUGUUAAAGAUGUUAGUAAACCUAAUAAUGUAAGAUGCACAUUGUGUGACAAAGUAACAAAGGCCGGGAUUAAUAGGCAUAAAGUGCACAUAGCAGGCAUCAAGGGAAUGGGUGUGAAAUCGUGUCCUAAAGCAAGUCAAGAGCAAAAAGCCAAGUGUCGUGAAGCACUUGAAGAGAUUAAGUCUAAGAAGUUAGAGAAUGCAUUGAAUAAAGCUAAGUUGAGGGAAGAUGUAGUUAUAUCUAUGUCUACACGUGAGGAAGAAGAGGAAGACAUUUCUAUCAUUGAAGGGGGAAGGAAAAGGCCUAUACAUGGAGUGGUGGAGAGAACAAAAGAAACUCUUAAGAAGCAAGAAAAAGAAUGGAAAAAUAACGGGUGUUCUAUUAUGACCGAUGCUUGGAGUGAUAACAAAAGAAGAAGUAUCAUGAAUUUGUGUGUGAAUUGUAAAUUGGGAACCACAUUUCUCUCUUCAAAGGAAACUAAUGAUGAUGUCACACUGGUGAAUACAUCUUUGAAUAUGUCAAUGAAUGGAAUCUCUAAACUUCCUAGCUUCAAAGGAGUGAUUAGGAAGGCAAAAUCAUUUACUAUUUUCAUCUAUGCACAUCAUAAGACUUUGGCACUAAUGAGGAAGUUUACAAAAAGGGAGAUAGUUCGGCCGGGAGUCACUAGAUUUGCUACAUCUUUCUUAACAUUACAAAACUUGUGUUUGAGAGUGUUUACUUCAUUAGUGAAAGUUCUUAGACUAAUUGAUGGAGAGGAGAAACCUUCAAUGGGAUUUGUUUAUGGAGAGCUACUAAAGGCAAAGGAUGACAUUAUAAAGACGUUGAAGAGAAAAGUGACUAUAUGCCAAUCUUGA
Molecule: messenger RNA, 948 nt
Organism: Olea europaea var. sylvestris
Lineage: Eukaryota; Viridiplantae; Streptophyta; Magnoliopsida; Lamiales; Oleaceae
Exons: 4
Coding region: 1-948 (315 amino acids)
Source: RefSeq, a predicted model, not a curated record